Messenger RNA from Penicillium angulare, 330 nucleotides. RefSeq lists its product as uncharacterized. The record is from RefSeq and is a predicted model, not a curated record. The annotation marks the transcript as partial. NCBI's taxonomy places the organism in Eukaryota, Fungi, Ascomycota, Eurotiomycetes, Eurotiales, Aspergillaceae. The transcript is spliced from 2 exons.
UUCUGCCUUUUCAUUGCAUUCGAUAUAGAAGUCAAGAGGCGCUUUUCUGUUGCUCUUCCCAUUCUAGCCCUCGGUAUAUCCGUGCUCGGUCACCCUGGCGGACACCAUCUAAACCGCCGUGAGAUUACUCAUCGCGCCGGGAUGGGCCUUCAUGCCGUGAUCAUGUUUCGAGAUAUCAUGGGCAUCGUGUUAAGUGCCCCAUAUUUUGAGACUAUUCAGAAUGACACUUGUGUCUUGACUCCAGAGGUCACCCAGGGUUCUUACGUGUUCCCUCCUUCUCAAAUCCUCCAUCAGGACAUGACUGAGGACCGGAUUGGUUUUCCUCUUUAG